CCUUUAGAUGGGCUUUGGGUAGCAUGCCAUCUCAAUCGUUCCUGUUCUUCUUCUUCUUCUUCUUCCUCUUCUAUCCAACCCUGCUUCUGGUAAUUUCUUCUUCUACAAUCCAUCUCCGUUUUUCGCCGCUCCAACUUCCCGCCUGAUCAGAUUCUUGAAAAUGGGUAGUUAUGCUAAACCUGAGAAUGCUUUGAAGCGUGCAGAAGAGUUUAUCAAUGUUGGUCAAAAGCAAGAAGCCCUGCAGAGUCUUCAUAGUCUUAUCACCUCCAGGAGGUACAGGGCAUGGCAAAAGCCGCUUGAGAGAAUCAUGUUCAAGGUUGUGGAGCUGUGUGUGGAUUUGAGAAGUGGAAGAUUUGCCAAAGAUGCUCUCAUUCAAUAUCGAAUUUCCUGCCAGCAAGUUAACAUUAACUCAUUAGAGGAGGUGAUAAAACUUUUUUUGCAUCUUGCCACCGAGAGAGCUGAAUUGGCACGCACCCAAGCCCAGGCACUAGAGGAAGCUUUGGAUGUGGAUGAUUUGGAGGCAGAUAAGAGGCCUGAAGAUUUGAUGCUGAGUUGCGUCAGUGGAGAGAAGGGUAAAGACCGAUCUGAUCGUGAGCUUGUCACUCCUUGGUUUAAAUUUUUAUGGGAGACAUAUAGAACUGUGCUUGAAAUCUUGCGAAACAAUUCCAGGCUUGAGGCUUUGUAUGCUAUGACAGCGCACCGGGCCUUCCAGUUUUGCAAGCAGUACAAACGGACAACAGAGUUUCGUCGUCUUUGUGAAAUCAUUAGAAACCAUCUUGCAAACCUAAACAAGUACAAAGAUCAGAGGGACCGUCCUGAUCUUUCUGCUCCAGAAAGUUUGCAGUUAUACCUGGACACUAGAUUUGAGCAGCUAAAAGUUGCAACUGAACUUUGUCUGUGGCAGGAAGCUUUUCGCUCCAUUGAAGACAUUUAUGGAUUGAUGUGUCUUGUUAAGAAAAUCCCUAAAACAUCGUUGUUGGCUAUUUACUAUGCUAAGCUUACUGAGAUAUUUUGGAUAUCAUCCAAUCAUCUCUAUCAUGCUUAUGCAUGGCUCAAGCUUUUCUCCCUCCAAAAAAGCUUCAGUAAGAACAUUAGCCAAAAAGAUUUGCAGUUGAUAGCAUCAUCUGUUGUCUUAGCAGCACUUUCAGUGCCACCAUACGAUCAUUUAUAUGGUGCAUCUCAUUUGGAGCUUGAAAAUGAGAAAGAGAGGAGUUUUCGGUUGGCUAAUUUGAUAGGAUUUGAUGUGGAACCAAAAGCCGAGAGCAGAGAAGUGCUCUCCCGUUCUUCUCUUCUUUCAGAUUUGGUUUCCAAAGGUGUAAUGACAUGCGCUACUCAGGAAGUGAAAGAUCUUUACCACGUCCUCGAGAAUGAAUUUCUUCCUUUGGAUCUGGCAUUGAAAGCACAACCUUUAUUGAUCAAGAUCUCAAAAUUUGGGGGUAAACUUAUGUCAGCUUCAUCUGUGCCUGAGGUUCAAUUGUCUCAGUACAUUCCUGCUUUGGAAAAAUAUGCUACCCUGAGGUUGCUGCAGCAGGCAUCUCAAGUGUAUCAUACAAUACAAAUUGAAAACUUAUCUAGAAUGGUCCCUUUCUUUGACUUCACUGCUGUUGAAAAGAUUUCAGUGGAUGCUGUUAAGCUUAACUUUGUUGCCAUUAAAAUUGAUCAUAUGAGGGGUGCUGUAUACUUUGGCAAACAGAGUAUUGAAUCAGAAGGCCUUCGAGAUUACUUGUCUGCCUUGGCCGAGUCCUUGAGGAAAGCAAGGGUAAUGAUCUACCCUCCUACGGAAAAAGCUGCAAAACUUGGAGAUGCAGUUAUUGGGUUGACAGAAGUAGUUGAGAAAGAACACAAGAGACUUCUUGCUCGGAAGUCAAUCAUUGAGAAGCGCAAGGAAGAUCAAGAACGGUUGCUCCUUGAGAAGGAACGUGAGGAAGAAUUGAGAAGACUAAAACAACAAAAAAUAACUGAAGAGGCUGAGCAGAGAAGACUGGCUGCUGAGUUUGAGGAGCGAAAGAAUCAAAGAAUUCUCAGGGAAAUUCAAGAGAGAGAGCGGGAAGAAGCCCGAGCUAAACUGGAAGAAUCUCAAAAAGGCACUAAAAAGAAGGGGAAAAAACCAAUACUAGAUGGAGAAAAUAUAACUAAACAGACUGUGAUGGAAUAUGUUCUGAGUGAGCAACUCAGGGAGAGACAAGAAAUGGAGAAAAAACUGCAAAAGUUUGCCAAGACUAUGGAUUAUCUGGAGAGAGCUAAAAGAGAGGAGGCGGCACCUCUAAUACAAGCUGCCUUUCAACAGCGGCUAGAGGAAGAGGCUGCUCUCCAUGAACGAGAACAGCAGCAAGAGGUUGAGUUAAGCAAACAACGACAUACAGGCGAUGUUUUAGAGAAGAAGAGGCUGAGUCGCAUGAUGGAGAACAAGAAAAUUUUUGAAGCAAGAAUUAUCAGUCGUAGAGAUGCUGAACAAAGUAGAAUGAAAAGGGAGAGGGAGGAACGCAUUAACCAGAUUAUCCAGUCUCGGAAACAAGAAAGGGAAGCUAAGAGGAAGAUGAUAUUCUUUUUGAGAACUGAAGAGGAGCGUCUAAAUAAGUUGCGUGAGGAGGAGGAAGCUCGUAAGCGUGAAGAAAUGGAGAAGCGCAAGAAAGAAGAAGCGGAGCGCAAGGCCAAACUGGACGAGAUUGCCGAAAAGCAGAGGCAAAGAGAGUUGGAACUUGAAGAGAAGGAGAGGAAGAGGAAAGAACAGCUCCUGGGCAAGUCCGAGCCCGUAGCACGUCUCCCAGAAGCUGCCCCAACUGCCCCAGCUGCAGCAGCACCGGCGCCUACAAAUAAGUACGUGCCCAAGUUCAAGCAGAGGAUGGGGGAAGGUGCAUCCCAGGUGGCGGCACCGGCGGCGGCUCCUCCUCCGGAAACCGAAAGAUGGGGCGGAAGCCGCCAAGAUGACAGGGAGAAGUGGGGCGGUGGCAGCAGGGGAGGAGGGUGGCGCGAUGAUCGUGACCGAAAACCAUUCGGUGCUGGCUCAAGGCCAGGAACAUGGUCCUCUUCUAGGAGCCGUCCAUAACGCCAACUAGUAAGUUGAUACAUAAUUUAUAUGGCACUUCCCAUUUCCCUUAACAAGGCACAAUCAAUCUCUUGAGUUUUUUCAAGAAAUCGGCGUUUAUUCGUUCAAACAUUUUGACAAGUUUUCUUUUGGGCACAUCAGGAGGAAAAUGACAUUUUGUUUCAUGAUUUUAGUCUCAUUGUGACAAGUUUUUCUUAAAUCAAGUUUCAAGGUUCAAACCAAAUGAAAAGAUUAGUGGACUUGUAGCUCUUCCUUGUUUUGGGUCUACCAAAUGUGAGAUUUGACAUUGGUGAGUGGGUAUUGUCUCUCUUAAUAUUUGUCAUUUUAUGUGUGUUUUAGAAUAUGAUCAAAUUUUGGGGGAAUUAGUGGCAAUUUAAGUUUUGAGAAUGACAAUAUCAACACCCUUCGGAUUAGGUUAUCUUUGCUUUUAUUCUAUCCUAAGAUGACAAGUACGUGAAUGCCUUGUAUC
Molecule: messenger RNA, 3515 nt
Organism: Cuscuta campestris
Lineage: Eukaryota; Viridiplantae; Streptophyta; Magnoliopsida; Solanales; Convolvulaceae
Source: the annotation of a GenBank genome assembly